Molecule: messenger RNA, 834 nt
Organism: Capronia epimyces CBS 606.96
Lineage: Eukaryota; Fungi; Ascomycota; Eurotiomycetes; Chaetothyriales; Herpotrichiellaceae
Exons: 2
Coding region: 1-834 (277 amino acids)
Source: RefSeq, a predicted model, not a curated record
AUGGCGUCCGCAAUCCACAGAUGCCAGCAUUGUGGCUAUGAGACGGAUCUCUCAAGCAAUCUGGCAGUGUUCGAGGACAAUCCACACUGCAGACAGUGCGGACUAUCGGCCUACGAGAGCGACAUCAAGAUGCAGGACGACCUGAUCAACAUGAUGGCACGUAACCUUCAAAUCAGCCCUCUUGGACACCAGCACGACUUGUCUAUGCCCCCGACGCCGCAGGUUGUUCCUGAGCCGGAACCGAUCACCUACAUCUCGCAACAUUAUCACCAUUCAGCACACCAAGUCCCAUUGCACGACCUCCCCGUGUCUACCAUCCUUGAGAAGGCUGGUAUUAACGCUGCGGCCCUGUUCCCUUCCCAGUUGCAACUGUUCAAGAAUGCACAGCCUGAACAAAGGUUGAGGUUGAUAGAGCUCUGGCAAAUAGCUCCCCCUACAUAUGGAAACCAGAUGCACCCAGAUGACAUGGCAAAUUGGCCGCAGUCAAGCAUGGAAAAGGAAGAGGAGGCUGCAAAGUAUCGUCUGAAGGGGACUGAACAAGAGAGACAACCGAAGCAUGACAAUCGCAACAAUGCUGAACCGUACAUGUUGCAAGGCUACGACACAUUGCCUAAUAUCAACGGGGUGGCGGCGCCUAUGCAGGAUGGGUCUAACACUGCCAAAAUAGCAGAAUACCGCCAGUCAAAUGAUCCGGCGUACAAGAGUCGGGAGUGGUGGAACUUCUCAGGCGAAGCUGAACCGAUGGAGCAUCAGUAUGGCAUGCUUCAGCAAAUGUACGGGUUUUUCGACUACUCGACGGCAAGACGAAAUGACGGCGAUGCGGAGAUGUCCUGA